This is a messenger RNA of Trematomus bernacchii (emerald rockcod), 1583 nucleotides long. RefSeq names its product E3 ubiquitin-protein ligase TRIM39-like. NCBI's taxonomy places the organism in Eukaryota, Metazoa, Chordata, Actinopteri, Perciformes, Nototheniidae. Bases 1 to 1167 code for a protein of 388 amino acids. Gene Ontology annotation, molecular function: protein binding; zinc ion binding. The transcript is spliced from 2 exons. The record is from RefSeq and is a predicted model, not a curated record.
AUGGCGUCCAAGUUAGAGGAAGAGGCUCUCUGCAGUCUGCACUCUGAGAAACUCAGACUCUUCUGUCUGGACCAUCAGCAGCCAGUGUGUGUCGUCUGCAGAGAUUCAAAAACACACACCAACCACAGAUUCAGACCCAUCGAUGAAGCUGCUCAGGAUCUCAGAGAGGAGCUCCAGAAGUCUCUGCAGCCCUUUCAGGAGAAACUGAAGCUCUUUGAAGAAGUUAAAGUGAAGUUUGAUCAAACAGCAGGACACAUGAAGGUCCAGGCUCAACACACAGAGACGCAGAUUAAGGAGCAGUUUAAGAAGCUUCACCAGUUUCUAGAAGAGGAAGAGGAGGCCAGGAUGGCUGCACUGAGGGAGGAAGAGGAGCAGAAGAGGAGGGUGAUGGAGGAGAAGAUGGAGGCUGUGAGCAGAGAGAUCGCAACUCUUUCACACACAGUCAGAGCCACAGAGGAGGAGCUGAGAGCUGAAGACGUCUCCUUCCUGCACAACUACAAGGCUGCAGUGGAGAGGCUGCAGCGCCCCCUGCUGGAGGAUCCACAGCUGCCCUCAGGAGCUCUGAUAGACCAGGCCAAACACCUGGGCAACCUCAGCUUCAACAUCUGGAGCAAGAUGAAGGACAUGGUGUCCUACUCUCCUCUCAUCCUGGACCCAAACACUGCUUAUCCACAACUCAUCCUGUCUGAAGAUCUGACCAGAGUGAGAGCAGGAGGAGAGAGACAGGAACUUCCUGAUAAUCCAGAGAGGUUUGAUGCACACGCCUUAGUCCUGGGCUCUGAGGGCUUUAACUCAGGGACUCACAGCUGGGAUGUCCAGGUUACAGACAGUACACUCUGGGUACUGGGUGUGUCAGCAGAGUCUGUCCAGAGGAAGGGAGACAUACAGUCUGGAUUAUGGAGAAUAUGUUUCUAUAAAGGUGAAUACUAUGCACGGUCACCAUCAGCUCCAGACACUCCUCUCCGCCUGAAGAAGAAGCUCCAGAGGCUCAGAGUGGAUCUGGACUGGAACAGAGGAAAGUUGUCGUUCUCUGACCCUGACACUAACACACACAUACACACCUUCACACACACUUUCACUGAGAAGAUGUUUCCAUACAUUCUCACUGUGGGUGAAGUGAAGAUAUUACCACUGAAGGUGUGUGUGACAGUGGAUCAGAGCAGGUAGAGAUACACAGGAUCAUUAUAUCUAUGAAUGAUCAUCUCUUAAAGGGAUCAUUCACUGACCUCUGAACCUGUCCUCCUGCUGUCUCUUUAUUCUAAACAUGUUUUUAUUCUUGUUGUUAUUGAGUUUGAUAAUCUGCUUUUUGAUCAUACUGUCAACCUUUAUUAAAUUGAAACACGUGCAUUUAGCAGACACUUUUAUCCAAGUAACAUCAUGUUCAUCAAAUAUGCUGAACUGCUUCCUUUAGAGGAAAUAAGAGAUAUAUAUUCUUUACAUUUGAAAUGAUCUCACCCAGAUUCAGAUCUUUAUGUCAGGUUAUAGUUUAACCUUCUCUGUUUUAUUGAAACUAUGUCGUUAUAAAUUGUUCAUUUGUGAUUUGUGCUUGAUGGGAAAAUAAAUAAAAAAUAUGUUUAAUCCAA